Messenger RNA from Aspergillus luchuensis, 516 nucleotides. RefSeq lists its product as uncharacterized. Bases 1 to 516 code for a protein of 171 amino acids. Lineage: Eukaryota; Fungi; Ascomycota; Eurotiomycetes; Eurotiales; Aspergillaceae. Gene Ontology annotation, molecular function: transmembrane transporter activity. The transcript is spliced from 2 exons. Gene Ontology annotation, cellular component: fungal-type vacuole membrane. Gene Ontology annotation, biological process: transmembrane transport. The record is from RefSeq and is a predicted model, not a curated record.
AUGCUAUGUAAUGGUCAUACUGGACAUUUUGCUUUCUUCUACAACCAGGUCUAUGCGACAGAGGUGUUGGAGAUCUACGAAGAAUCCGGGGCGACAUUGAUAAUAAUCAUCAACGCCCUCGGUAUUCCCGUCCGAGCCCUCCUCGGAUACUUGGCCGAUCGCUACAUUGGUCCGCUCAACUGCCUCAUUCCUUGCGUGGCCCUUUGUGGCAUUCUGAUAUUUUCCUGGGCCGCUGUGCAUACCACAGUCGAGCUGUACGUCUUCGCGGUGUUCUAUGGACUAGCAUCGGCAGCAGCGAUGGCCUUGUUUGUUGGGACCGUGCCCUCGUUGACGAAAGACCUUGAUAAGAUUGGCACGCGAGUUGGCAUGGCCCUGACCAUUAUGAGCUUUGGCCCGCUGACUGGGCCCUCUGUGGCGGGGACAUUGAUAGCGCGCACCGGUGGGGAGUACCUGGCUGCGCAGAUAUGGGUAGGAGCCGCGUUGAUUGUGGCGGUCCUCGCUCUGGUCGGAGCAUGA